UUGUUAUUUAUUUUUUUUUGUUAUUAUUUCCGUCAAUUUAGCAUAUUGAAUAUGAUUUAACGAAAAUGUUUUUCCUUCUGGUCACCAUAGGCAGUUGGGUCGACCUGGUGCUGCUUCAGCCGAUUGCAUUUGUUAUUGAAACGAUCUUGGCUGUGUUGCAUUACUUUCUGUGGGGCAGUUGGCUGGUUGGAUAUUGCCUGGUGGAAGGAGGACUCGCUGUAUGGAAUUUCAUUCGAUUCGGAGCUGCUGAAAUAUCUCGCUUCUGUAACGAUGUGGGCUUAAUCACCUUUGAUGUUUUUGAUUAUGUCUAUCUCGGGACUACAGAUGGAUUGCUGCUUGUUAAGACUGUGGGGCAAGGGAUUCUGGAAUUUAUAUGUAAUCUUCUGAUUGCCAUAGGAUCUGUUGUCUUGUGGGUAGUGCUCCUGUUGCCGCGAGCUAUAAUUGCUUUGGCCGACAACGUGCUGGAUUUCAUAUUCAAUUCUGGUGUGGAAUUUGGCAUGAAACUAUUGAACAAUUUGUUUCUGCUUUCCAUAGGAUUGGUUCUUCUCCUGCUUAUGCACACAUAUCGUCACUAUUUGUCCAUGUUUAUUACCGAAUUUGUGCUGGGUCGGUUGCGACUCAUGAUGGCAGCCAAAAUGAGAAGUGCCUACUUCUGGACAGAUCAACAAUUGGCCUGGAUGAUGCAAAAGAUGCGAGACACACCCAUGGAUGUCAACUCGUUAAAUAAUCGUCCUGGUUGUGUAAUUUGUAUGGAUCGUAAUCGUAAUAUAGUCAUCCUGCCAUGUCGCCACCUCUGCUUGUGCAAGGAAUGCUCUCAACAAUUUGAACAACGUUUUGAAGACAGGUGUCCAGUUUGCCGAAAUGCUAUUUCAUCCUUUCUUCCUGUUUAUGUUUAAAAUUUAUGUUCUAGUUUUUAUGAUAUAUAUGUAAAUAUUAUUAGCAAAGAUAAGACUGUUGCCUUUGAGAACUUUCAAGGAGUUAUUUACCUCGAUUACUUUAACCUUUGAAUUUAAAAAUUAGAAUGACGAAUUACCUAAAUUUCCUUUGUAAAAUUACUUUUUAUACAGUAUAUCUAGUUAAAGACAAUAUUUUUAUAAGAUUUCUAUGUAAAAAUCGUCAAAGAAUCAUAAGAAAUGUACAUAAUAUGGACCAAACAAAGAUAAAAUAGAACUAAAUUAAAAUACAAAUGUACAAAUGAUACUGAACGUGCAGUAAGUGAAUAUUAUUUUUUAAAAUUUCAAUUAAAAAAAUGUAUUCUGAAAAUAAAACAGAAGGUUUUGAGUUAUUUCAGCAA
This is a messenger RNA of Drosophila willistoni, 1294 nucleotides long. RefSeq lists its product as uncharacterized. Gene Ontology annotation, molecular function: ubiquitin protein ligase activity. The coding region runs from base 66 to 896 and encodes 276 amino acids. Gene Ontology annotation, biological process: ubiquitin-dependent protein catabolic process; protein ubiquitination. Lineage: Eukaryota; Metazoa; Arthropoda; Insecta; Diptera; Drosophilidae. The transcript has a single exon. The record is from RefSeq and is a predicted model, not a curated record.